This is a messenger RNA of Ctenopharyngodon idella (grass carp), 2779 nucleotides long. It is a transcript of the gene pnpla4, whose product is annotated as patatin-like phospholipase domain containing 4. The transcript has 7 exons. Lineage: Eukaryota; Metazoa; Chordata; Actinopteri; Cypriniformes; Xenocyprididae. Gene Ontology annotation, cellular component: cytoplasm; membrane; lipid droplet. The record is from RefSeq and is a predicted model, not a curated record. Gene Ontology annotation, molecular function: retinyl-palmitate esterase activity; triacylglycerol lipase activity. The coding region runs from base 126 to 887 and encodes 253 amino acids. Gene Ontology annotation, biological process: triglyceride catabolic process; lipid homeostasis.
CGCGGAAGCUGGGCGCACAUGCGCUUUGCUUUGUUGUCAAACAAAACUCCUCCUCUGAAAGUACAAACUGUGAAGCAAGUAAUGUGAAGCUAAGUCCAUUUCAAGUAUUUGAUGUGAAGUCAGGUAUGACGGUCGUGAAUUUAUCAUUUGCUGGGGCUGGGUUUUUAGGAGCAUAUCAUCUCGGAGUAACAGAGGCGUUACUGAGACACGGACAUAAGCUGCUGUCCUCUUUAAAAGCCUGCGCUGGAGCUUCAGCUGGUUCUUUAGUGGCCACUGUAAUCAUCACUGCUCCUGAUAAAAUACAGCAUUGUAAGGAAUUCACCUACAGGUUUGCCAGUAAUGUGAGAAGUCAGAGGUUUGGAGCUGUGACGCCAGGAUAUGACUUCAUGCUUGAACUGAGGGAGGGCAUCGAAGAGAUUCUCCCGCCCAAUGCCCACCAGUUAGCCAAUGAACGCCUCCAUAUUUCAAUAACAAAUGCAAAGACCUACAAGAACCGCAUGGUGUCCAGCUUCACCUCAAGGGAAGAUCUCAUUAAGGUGAUCUUGGCCAGCUGCUUUGUGCCUGUCUACGCUGGAAUGAAGCCAGUGGAGUUCCAAGGGCAGAAAUGGAUAGAUGGCGGAAUCACAAACUGUCUUCCUGUUCUUCCUGUGGGGCGCACAAUAACAGUGUCACCAUUUAGCGGCCCUCAGGAUAUUUCCCCAACACAUAAGGGCAUAAGUAAGCUUCACUUCAGAUUGGCCAACAUGAGCGUUGUGCUCUCAAAGGACAACAUUAUAAGGCUGAAGCAGGCCCUGUUUCCUCCUUCAUUAGCCAGACUCAAGGAACUGGACCAAGAGGGAUACCAGGAUGCUGUUCACUUUUUAAAGAAAGAUGGAUGGCUGCAAUAACUGAUUUUCUUAUUUGUAGCUCUUUCAACACUUUGAAUGACUAAAAUGUGGCAUAUUGACACCAUUUUUUAGACAAUUUUCCUCAUAGUGUGGCGUGCAAUAUUAUGUUCAGUGUAAUAAUCAUACUUUGAUGGUGUCAACUUUCAUUCUCAAGAUGAAAAGCACAGUAAAAUCCAUCAUGUAUUUCAGGAGGCUGAAUUAUCAUUGUUAUAAAAAGUCUAUUGCACAGCUUCUGCUCUUAGUAAAGAACCACAAGGGCACUUAAAACACAAUGUUCUUUAAGAAUGACUAAAUGAAGUGUUUAAAUAUUUUUGAAACUCCUUUUGUUGGAUUCUGUUCAUAAUGGAUUUUAAAAACUCAGUCAAUCCCAAGACCAACAAGUCACCCUUUUUGCCUUCACUUGCUGCACAUAUCAAUGCAGCUUUUUUGUAGGUCCUUGAGGACAACCAUGGAGAACAAGCCUUUGAAGUAAAACCACAGGAGAGGUUGUUUGAACUCCAUGAGUCUCCUCACCUCUCAGAACUAUCGGUUUAUUUGCACUUGAUUCCACAAGAGCGUUAUGAUCAUUUUUCUGUCUGUGAGAAUAACGGCUCCCUGGGGAAGGUUUGGGGAUUAGCAAAGGCUUGUGGGUAUUUGUGAUCUGGUGGUAGAGAGAAACAGAGAGCUGGCACACACACCCUACUGCAUAAACUGCUCAUGCGAGUUAUCAAAUCAUUUGGAAUAAAUAGUACAUUUUUGCAAUUAAAUAGCAAUUUUAUUGACUUAUUGAUUUAGAGCAGUUACUGUAGAGUUGUCAAAAGAAAAAGAUGAUAAGAACAGCUUAUGUGAAAAUACAUCAAUUGUAAUUGGUCUUCAUUAGAAAAGGGAGAGAAAUGUUAUAAGCUGAGCACCAUUAGCUUGAUAAAAAUGGAUUAUUCAGUGUAUAGCUCCAUGGCAGCAUGGGACAUUUACAUCAGUCUUUAAAUGAUGCACAUGUUCAUAUGGGUUGAUCUAUGAACAGCAGGCAAAUCUUAUGAAAAAUCACAGAGACAGUCUCAUAUCUCAUAUGUGUGAUGUCAUGUUCAAUUAUUUAAACAGAUAUACAGUAAGAAUGAAGCUAAAGUAUAGUUUUUUUUUUGUUUGUUUGUUUUUAAUAAACAUGGUUCAUAAUUAGACCCCCAUAUAUUAUGCCUUCAGUUCCCGAACCAGCAUUUUUAAAAUAAACAGAGUGAAUGGUGGUUUAAAUAAAAGUAAAAUGAAAGUUAUGUUAAAUAACAUGGAAUCGCAAUGCACUUUGUGCAUGUGAAUUCAUUUGUGCAAUUAAACUCCGGCGGGAUGUCUUUGAAUGGCUGCUUUAAUAAUGUAAUUAGAAUGCCUUCACAUAGACUUGUUACAAAGUGACUCUGACCCCUCACAAAGACCCUCUAACGAGAAACCCCUGACUCAAGGAUUUGCAUUAUUUACUGAUAAAUCAAGUCUGUAUUAAUUUGCAUUGUUAUGUUCUGAGAUUUUUUUUUUUUUUUUUUUUUUUAAUCAUGAUGGUUUUAUGAUUGACAUUAAAUGGCAAGUACUGAAAACAUUAGAAUAUUAAUAUAAUUAAAAGAGCUGACUUUUUCUGACAAUCCAACAUUUGAUAACAUCAAACAGGCAAUAGGAAAGAUGCUGGACAAUUCAAAAAUAUUAAAGUGGUGAAACAUGAAAUAGAAUAUAUGUGCUUUUUUAACCUUGUAAAAGUCUGUAUCUGUCAUCAAUCAGUUUUCAAUGUUGAAUCAAGAUGCACUAUUUGGUUGGUUGAGCAGAAUGUUAUUUGGAGAAAAAUGAAUCAUACAUUCAAAAUUCAAAUGGUUAACUCAUCAACGUGUAUCGUCGACGCAUUUGGUGUUCCAUAUUAAAGUAUGGUUGGAAAAAUCACA